Molecule: messenger RNA, 978 nt
Organism: Tribolium madens (black flour beetle)
Lineage: Eukaryota; Metazoa; Arthropoda; Insecta; Coleoptera; Tenebrionidae
Exons: 2
Coding region: 1-918 (305 amino acids)
Source: RefSeq, a predicted model, not a curated record
AUGUUUCAAUCCGUGUUAUUUUUUGCACUGUUUCAAAUCUACACAAAUGGUGAAAAAUUCGACCCGAAAAAAGUGAAUUACUGUAAGUUAUUUUGCGGCAAAAGCCCAAGCAGCGGCUGCGACUGCAAACAGCGAGGAAGUCGAACUGAAGUUUUAGAAAAAUUUGUGGAAUUUCGACAGUUGUGCAUCGAUGAACACAAUCAUUGGCGAAAUUACUUCGCUUCUGGCGACGAGAGGAGAAGCUACAACAGAGAAGUGGCCGAUAUGAUGGUGAUGAAUUAUAAUCUGGAGCUUGAAUUUUUGGCGAGGUGUUACGGACGGAGUUUUUUUUCCGGUACGCACGAUAAUUGCAGAAAAAUGCACAAUGGGGUGCGAGCAGCCCAGAAUAUCGCUGGACUCAGUAUUAAAGACUUUUCGUUUAAGCGAGUAAAAACACAGAUCAAACACUGGUACGACGGAGUUGGCGAAAUGAACUGGAAACUUUAUGACGAAUACCGCACUUCAGACAUAAAAGUUGAACAUUUUGCGACGUUCAUAUCUGGGGCCGCUAACAUACUGGGAUGUGCUCGAAUAUACGCGUCAAAUACGAAAAAAGACGGUUUUUUGGAUCCGGAUUUUGUGCAAACUUUGAUUUGCAACUAUGCAGCUAAAGAUAUCGAAGGAAAUAUUAGUUUACCAGGAUAUCCGAUUAAUACAAAAGGGAAAGCUUGUUCGAAAUGUCCCAAGAAGUUUCCGUGUCAUAAGAAAAACGAAUACAAGUAUUUGUGUGGAAAACUUGAACCGAUUCCGAAAGACCCACCCUACGAUUUUGAGCCGAAAAAAAAAGAUCGGAAGAAGAAACGUAAUAACUCGGGAAUUUUAAAAAACAAUUCGGUUUUAAUCAUUUUAUUCUUGCUGUGUCUCUUCUACAAACCGUAAUAAAUGCAGUAAUCAGAAAAACUAUUCAAAUUCACUUACUUCAAGAAAUUUUGCACAAAA